CUUCUGCCCAGACUUUCCAAUAGCGGCUACUUGAACUUUAAUAUUCCGUCUCCUAGUCGGAAACUUUCACAUUCCUCAGGAAUUAAGUUUAUUCUCCGAAGAGAUAGCCAUAGAGAGUAAGGCUUCUCACGAGGCCAGCUGGUAGUGGGGUCCUGAAUCAAGUGAUUUUUGAGUCGACUCAAGAGUCCUGAAUCAUGGCUUCCGCUUCGUCCCAGGCUGGCUACUUAGCGAAGCAGGGUCUGAGUCUCUUAUACAGCGCCACUGUAACGGGGGUGAACGCGGUGUCGACAGGAAUCAGUAUGGCGUACAAGCACUGCGCGGAUCUGCACGAACGGGAGAAAAUCGAAUCUAUGCGCAAGGCAGGAAAGCGACCAGAGGAUGUCAUCGUCGCAGCCCUUCAGCGACUGCUUCACCUGGAAAUGGCGGGUUACCACCACGAAGUCGCUGCUGUUUCGCAAAAGAUCGCGACCAAGCUGGGCACAGCGGACGACAGGAGCAGCGUGGAGCAUCAGACGCUGCAGGCACUCAGCCAGACGCUCAUAGAAGCAUGUCGUCAGCAUGGCAUGGACGUGACGUCAUCUGUGAAAGGCGGAAGGCUGGGAUUCCAGGGCCUGGAAGACUUUUUGAAUUCCUCGCGGAUGGGAACUGACCACUACGAUCGCGACAAGCUGGUUACUGACCUGUAUUUCGCCUUCCUGUUCGCUCAAGAUGACGCUCAAGGCAGCAUGCAACGCAUUGAAGCAGCAAUUAACGAAGCAGUGGAAAGGCUUAUAUCAGGACCAACCCGAGACUGCCUGUCGCCUUUAUCCCCCUUGAGCCCAUCGUCUGCCGACCAUCUCUCUCCUUGUAAAAGCGGAGGAGGGUUCUCCUCUGGCUGCGUCCGUGCUGCUUCUGUCAACGACCUCCCUGCUUAUGCGCGCCCAGACGCCUUCAAACUGCCUCAGGCCCCUCCCUCAGCUACUUCUUAUUCUUCCAGCAGCAGCAGAGGCGGUGCCAGCAGCAGCAGCAGUGGGUCCAAAUGGGGCGCAUCUGCUUCUUCAGUGAGCAGGAAGGCAGGAAACAAGCCAUCUCCUGUUGUGGCAACUGGCACAGAUGAUGAUAAGACGUCUGACGGGCUGAUGGUGCUGAAGCGGCUGGCAUGCUGCAUGGCGAGAGCAGCAGCAGAGGCAGAGGCGCGCAGGCAGAGGGGGCUGCAGGACGCACAGGAGGUGGUGAGGCGGGAGCAGGAGAAGGCGAGUCGAUCAGUAGCCAUGGCCGAGGGAACGAGUGGGGGUGUGCCCAUGGGUGGGGGCAGGCCCAUUCCAUCAGCACAAGGCGGUCACAGCGCUGCGGGUGGUGCAUGGGGCACUGCCUCGGCUAACAGUGCUUUCUCUGGUGGUGCUCCUGGUGUGGCUGGUGCAAGGAGUGUGGCCGGCCCAUCUGCUGGCAGUUCUGCUGCUGCUGUGUCCAACUGGAAGGGAGGCAACUGCAGCGCCAUGCCUGUGGAUGCGGCUGUUGGUGCUUAUAACAGGGGAAUGGUGACGGGGGAGCUGGUGGUUAUGUGGCGUCUGGUGGGGCUGGGAAAGGCAGUGGAGGGGGGUGGGGAGGGAAGAGUGGUGGGGGUUGGUGAUAGUGCUGGAGUGGAUUGGGGGGGAGGGAUGAAGGAAGAGGAAGAGGGGGGGGGGGGCGGAGGGGAGAGGAGGGAAGGGGUAGCUGUAACAUGAGGGGCCAGUUGGUGUAAAUUGGUCGGUGAAGCUAAAGAGACUGGGACAGUUGAGAGGAGAGCACCCAUGCUUGCUUAGGCAGGCAGAUCAAUAAGCAGGUGUGCUUCCAAGGGUAGAACAAAAAUCUGGAAUGGAGUAUA
Molecule: messenger RNA, 1843 nt
Organism: Closterium sp. NIES-67
Lineage: Eukaryota; Viridiplantae; Streptophyta; Zygnematophyceae; Desmidiales; Closteriaceae
Source: the annotation of a GenBank genome assembly